AUGCUUAAUACAUCUUAAACCAAAAGCUCUACUGAGACAACUAAUUCAAUAAUUAUUGAUUAAAAAUAUAGCAUAAUCAAAAAUAUAUACAGAGGGAAAUAAUACAAUAUGUAUUUAGGUAAUACAAGUUGAAUUUAAAAGAUAGCUAGCCAUCAAUAAGAAAUAGUUAGAUGAUUUCAAUUAAACAGAUUAAAAAGAUAAAUUUUACUUAAUAAAGAUGAAAAGGUACUUAUUCUUUAACAAUUAAAGAUAAACCCAACAAAAUGAGAUAAUUCCAGAACUAUAAUUUUUAUUAAGAUUGAAGGAUUGUAUAAAACUAUGUAAUAUUUUAUAGCCAACUGUGUCCCUAUCUUAGUAAACUAUGGAGAAUAAAUUAUAAGUGCUUAAAAAUAUCAUUAUCAAAUUCUAUAAAGACAUGGUCCUUCAAUUAAACUCAUAUACAAUUAUUUAUCUAAAUCUAUUCCUCUACCUAUAUUAUGUCUCAUUGCUAUAUAAACUGUAUUUAACAUCUUAGAAUUUAGUUAAAUUGUUUAGAAAUCAUACACAAACAUUAAAUUGUUCAUAGGAACAUAAGACCAAAAAAACUAUUACUCUCAACCAGUGGUAAUGAAAUUUUGCUUAGUGAUUUCAAAUUUGCUACUAAAUUUAAAUUAUAACAUGGAUCCAUCUGCUGUAUAGAAAAUUAUAAAUCCACUUCAAACAAACUCUUCCUUAAUAAAUACUCAAGUAUUAACCAACAUUUGAAUUAAUGUAAAUAUAUCUAUUAUAAUAUUAGUUCCUACACCAAAAGAUGAUUUAGAAUCACUUGCUUACAUCUUAUUAGUUUAUGCAACUAAUUCAAACAUCUUCAAAAUUAAAGCAGAUAAUAAAGCUUUGUAAUUAAAGAAAUUGGAGAAUAUUAAAUUAUCUAUCAUUCCUGAAAUUACUUUUAAAUCAGCUCCUAUUGAAUUUAUUCUCUUCUUAAACUUAGUUAAAACUAGCAAUACUAAUGAUUAUCCUCAAGAUUAUGAAAAGUUUAAAUAAUUAUUUCGCAGGGUUAUUCAAGCAAAUGGAUGUAAUGAAAAAGAUUUAUCAUAUCCUUUAUUUCAUAUGUAAUUUCAAGAAUCUCAUCCUUAAUAAUCAUAAAAAUAUCAAACUUAAGUUAGUAGAUUUAAGAAUUCCUAAAAUCAUAAAUAGAGUACAGAAUCAAUCUAAGAAUAAGCACCUGAUGAAGAAUUUUCUGUUUAUUAAUUUGAUAAUGUUGGAGAUGAUCGUACUAUAGAACCUGCUAUCAAAUCUAUAAGACCUUAAUCAUAUAAAAACUUAUCUACUCUUAAUUCACCUAAAUCUGAAUCAUAAAUUGUGAAACUCAAAUAUACUAAAAAAUGA
Molecule: messenger RNA, 1368 nt
Organism: Paramecium pentaurelia
Lineage: Eukaryota; Ciliophora; Oligohymenophorea; Peniculida; Parameciidae
Source: the annotation of a GenBank genome assembly